UUUUUUGAGGUCGUGAUCGACUGGAGUCUCUCGUCUGAUAGCGCGUUCGCAUCGGAGUCAAUAGUCAUCCCCCACACCCGCCCAAAUUUGACCAGCUUUCAUUUUCUGCAAUUUCUUCUUUCUUCUCUGGUUCUUCAAUCGCACUAAGCUAGAAUCAGAUCUCCGUGCAAAAACCCUUAGAUCUUCAUAAAUUGAGUUUAAUGUGAGGGCCUCCAUCCAUCGCUCUUAAUCAUCAUCGCCGAGUCAAGAACGCUAUCUCAGUUACAUCAUGGCAGCCAACACGGACUCAGUCUCCUUCCAGGUUCCUUACAAGAACCUCAAGAAGGAGGCGGAAGUGGAAAUGAUGGGAUCCGAUGAGUUUCACUCCCCCAACCACCGGAUCGAAUUCAAUUCUUCUCCUUCUCCUUCUCCUUCUCCUUCCUUUCCUCCCAUAGAGAAGCACAGUAGCUUGAUGACUCUUGUUCUCAGUUGUACGGUUGCCGCCGGUGUCCAGUUCGGCUGGGCCUUACAGCUUUCGCUUUUAACUCCCUAUAUUCAGACACUUGGAAUAGAACAUGCGUUUUCUUCUUUCAUUUGGCUAUGUGGCCCUAUUACAGGUCUUGUGGUUCAACCUUGUGUUGGUAUUUGGAGUGAUAAAUGCACUUCUAAAUAUGGAAGAAGACGUCCAUUUAUUCUCGUAGGAUCUCUCAUGAUCUCAGCCGCAGUGAUAUUAAUCGGGUUUUCUGCAGACAUUGGAUAUUUAUUAGGUGAUACAAAGGAGCAUUGCAGCACAUACAAAGGAACCCGAACAAGGGCAGCUAUUGUCUUUAUUAUUGGCUUCUGGAUGCUGGAUCUUGCCAACAAUACAGUGCAGGGACCAGCUCGUGCUCUUUUGGCUGAUCUAUCAGGCCCUGAGCAACGUAAUUCAGCAAAUGCUGUAUUUUGCUCAUGGAUGGCUGUCGGAAACAUCCUAGGAUUCUCUUCUGGUGCUAGUGGAAAUUGGCACAGAUGGUUUCCAUUUCUGACAAGUAGAGCCUGCUGUGAAGCCUGCGGAAAUCUCAAAGCAGCAUUUCUUAUUGCAGUGGUUUUCCUGACAUUUUGCUUGCUUGUGACUCUUUAUUUCGCAAAGGAGGUUCCACUUAGUGUGAAUCAGCCCCACCAUCUAUCUGAUUCUGCGCCUUUAUUGGAUGAUUCUCUACAAAAUGGCCUUCAACUUUCAAAGUCCAAGCCUGAUAUAGAAAUUGUUGAUAAUGGCAGAGGUAACAACACUGCAGGUGCUUAUGAAAGGGAUAUAAAUCUAUCACAGGUCAACACUAAAGUUGAGGAUCAGCAAAAUGAAAGCUUUAGUGAUGGCCCUGGAGCUGUGUUCGUCAAUUUAUUGACCAGUUUAAGGCAUUUACCACCCGGAAUGGAUUCAGUGCUUAUUGUUAUGGCUCUUACUUGGUUGUCCUGGUUUCCUUUCUUUCUUUUUGAUACCGAUUGGAUGGGGAGGGAAGUUUAUCAUGGAGAUCCAAAAGGAGAUCUUUCUGAAGUACGGAAAUAUGACCAAGGUGUCCGAGAUGGUGCAUUCGGUUUGCUAUUGAAUUCAGUUGUUCUUGGCAUUAGUUCUUUUCUUAUUGAACCAAUGUGUCGGAGGAUGGGUUCAAGACUAGUAUGGGCCAUGAGCAAUUUUAUUGUGUUUGCCUGCAUGGCAGGCACUGCUAUCAUUAGUUUGGUAUCCAUCAAAGAAUAUUCUGAAGGGAUUCAAAUUGUAAUUGGGGGGAGUCCGGCAAUCAGGAUAGCUUCCUUGGUUGUAUUUGCUCUUCUUGGCUUUCCUCUUGCUAUUACCUACAGUGUUCCAUUUUCGGUCACAGCAGAUUUGACCGCUGAUUCUGGUGGCGGCCAAGGGCUGGCUAUAGGAGUUCUGAAUCUUGCAAUUGUUGUUCCACAGAUGAUCGUGUCACUUGGUGCUGGGCCAUGGGAUGCUUUAUUUGGCGGGGGAAACAUUCCUGCCUUUGCCUUGGCUUCUGUCAGUGCCUUUGCAGCUGGUGUUUUUGCGAUCCACAGGCUGCCAGAUCUUUCCAGCAGAUCCUUCAGUUCGACUGGUUUCCAUUUCGGGUGAUGACUGAUGCAGCCUCGUCAUGGGGACAACCAUUUUGUACAUUAUUAUCGACGUCUGCGCGGACACGCUUAGGGGUUAACUUUCAGAGAGACUUUCAGAGAGAUGAUGGCUCUACCGAUUUGCGUACAUAUCAUAUUCUUAUGGGAACAAGUUGAACAAGCUCCAUAUCGAAUUCAUUCAUUUUUUUCCCCACUGUGGGAAUUGUACCCUUCUGUAAUACGUCAUUUACAUAGAAAGGAUAUACAUACAUAUAAUGAAAAGUAUAAUGCCGUUCUGAGUA
Molecule: messenger RNA, 2360 nt
Organism: Juglans microcarpa x Juglans regia
Lineage: Eukaryota; Viridiplantae; Streptophyta; Magnoliopsida; Fagales; Juglandaceae
Product: sucrose transport protein SUC3-like
Exons: 14
Coding region: 269-2080 (603 amino acids)
Biological process (GO): transmembrane transport
Cellular component (GO): membrane
Molecular function (GO): sucrose:proton symporter activity
Source: RefSeq, a predicted model, not a curated record